AUGGCUUUGCAGGUGGAUUUUCAGGCUAUCCCCAAGAUCGAGUUACAUGCACAUCUAUCGGGUUCCAUCUCGAGACAAUGUCUCCACGAGAUAUGGCUCAAGAAGAGAGAAGCUGACGCCACAGAUCUGGAAGACCCUUUGGUAGUUAUGCCAGUAGGCAAACAUGACUAUGAUUUGAACACCUUUUUUCCACUGUUCUCCUCGUACAUCUACCACCUCGUCAAUGAUCGGGAUUCGCUCGAGUACUCCACCAAGGCGGUUGUCCGUGAAUUUGCCGACGACGGUGUCGUCUACCUGGAGCUGCGCACAACACCGCGCGCCAUGCCCGGAGCAGACUUGUCCAAGGCAGGCUACGUCCAGGCCGUGCUGGACGCCAUUGCGGCCGCUGAGGAGGAGAACGCCAAUAUUCGUGUGCGACUGAUUCUGUCCAUUGACCGGCGCAAUACGGCGGCCGAGGCUGAUGAGGUGGUUGCCCUCGCCCGGCAGUUUGCCUCCUCUGGUGUUGUGGCCGUCGACUUGUGCGGCGACCCAGCCCGGGGCGACGUCUCCCUCUUCACGCCCGCCUUCCAGGCCGCUCGAGAUGCUGGGCUCAAAAUCACCAUCCACUUUGCCGAAGCCGAGUGCAGCGCUUCAGACGCCGAACUCGACACCAUCAUGUCGUGGUACCCGGACCGGCUGGGACACGUGAUCCACGUUCCGGAGCGUGUGAAGCGUGUCAUCGAGAGUCGGAGGGGCAUUGGGUUGGAGCUGUGCCUCAGCUGUAAUGUACAUGCCAAGAUGAUCAUUGGCAGUUUCGAGGCACACCAUUUUGGAGAGUGGUGGAAGGUUGAUGGUGUCGUUGUCGUGCCUUGUACCGACGAUGUGGGCGUCUUUGGCAGUCCCGUUUCCAACGAGUGGAGGCUGAUUGAGGAGCACUUCAAGCUUGAGAAGGAGGAGCUCUUUAAGUUGGCUAGAAAGGGCAUCGAGGUCAUCUUCGGCGGAGAAGACGACAAGGAGCGACUCAGGGAUAUCAUGUGGUAA
Molecule: messenger RNA, 1020 nt
Organism: Pestalotiopsis fici W106-1
Lineage: Eukaryota; Fungi; Ascomycota; Sordariomycetes; Amphisphaeriales; Sporocadaceae
Exons: 4
Coding region: 1-1020 (339 amino acids)
Biological process (GO): inosine biosynthetic process; adenosine catabolic process
Molecular function (GO): adenosine deaminase activity
Source: RefSeq, a predicted model, not a curated record